Molecule: messenger RNA, 2052 nt
Organism: Microthlaspi erraticum
Lineage: Eukaryota; Viridiplantae; Streptophyta; Magnoliopsida; Brassicales; Brassicaceae
Source: the annotation of a GenBank genome assembly
AUGGAAACAGAAACGGAGCACCAUAGAAACUUCUCAGUCGAUGACAACGACAGCCUCAUACCAGAGCCUAGCUCAACAAAAGAGAGCCUUCUCGAAGAUAUCUCUCUAAGCGGCCAAGUGAUGAAUCCAGAGCUAUCGAAUGCACGAGAAGUUCUCACAAAAGUUGAAUUGGAUUUCGCUUUCGUCUCUGAGAAGCUUGUGAAUCUGAGCCUUCUUACUAUGCAACUCGGCUCGAGGGAGCACGACUUUGAGUCCUCCUUUGUCUCUAUCAAAGAAGAAGAAGAAGAAGCUUCGAGUAAAGAUGAUGAGUCUGCUGAGAAGGCGUUGGAGUUUGAUCUCUUGUCUUCGAUUCUCGAUUCAGAGGUGAAGGAGCUUGAAUCGAUUCUCGGUUAUCUCCAGAACGAAAUCCAAAGUGCACGUGUCAUGAUUUCUCCGUUUCAACAUGAUGGAGAAGGAGAAGCUAUCUCGGAUUUGGAAGGGAAGCUGCAUGAUGCUGAACAAUCUUUGGGUCAGUUAAUAGACCAAGUGGUGGAAAUGAAGAAGCAAUCUUCAAACUUUCACACGUUAUCUUCUGGUUUGGAUGAACAUGGAAGCUGGCCUGGAGGGCAAAAUGCGGGAUCUCAAAGCGAUAGUGAGUUUGGUGAUCUGAGUGCUAAGAUCAAAAUGCAGACUGCUGAUCAGCAGAGGAACGUUUUGAGGAUGCUUGAGAAGUCUUUGGCUAAGGAGAUGGAACUUGAGAAGAAGCUAAGUGAGUCAAGAAAUUCUGAAUACGAGCUAAGGAUGAAGCUAUAUUCUUCCGAGCAGGAUGUUGUCUACAUGGAAGAAGUGAUCGAAGAUGCGUAUUUGAGGUGGCUUGAGGCAGAUAACGCUGCUGAAGUCUUCAAAGGGAUGUCAAAGAAGAUGUCUGGGAAACUCCAGAUCCUUCAGUUCAAUCUAAGCGGCUCUUUCAAGCGGGAAGGCAACUUGAAGUCUGAGCUCGUUGAUUCAAAGGAGCGUUUAGAAGCUAAGGAUUCUGCCUUGCACAAGCUUGAUAGCAGCAACGCAAGGCUCAACGACUUUUUUGUGGCACAAACAGAAGGCUUGAAAGAGAGUUUGAAAGAAGCCGAACAUAAUUAUAUUCUGUUGAGCACUGAGAAUUCCGCAUUAAGUGAAAAAGUUAGCUCCCUUGAGGAACAACUGAAUGAGUGUGGGGUUCAAGCAGAAGAUGUGGAAGAACAUAUCAACGAGGAACUGAAAGCAAGGGCUGAGGAAGCAGAAUCCAAAUGCAAACUAUUAGAAGAAGGGAAAAAGGAGCUUGAAGACGAGUUGGAGACUUUCAGAGCAAAAGGCUUCACUCUGGAGAAGUUAUCAUCGCUUGAGAAACACUUGAGGGACUCAGAUCUUCAGCUAGAACAUGCGGUUGCAGCUGUUGAAGCAAGUAAAGAAAAGCAGAGUCUGUUAUACUCUACUGUUUCUGAUAUGGAGGAUGUGAUCGAGGAUCUGAAAUCAAAAGUUUCAAAGGCUGAAAACAGGGCUGAUUACACUGAAGAGAAGCUGAUCACUGUAUCUGAGUCUAAUGCAGAUCUCAACGAUGAACUGAAAUUCUUCAAAGGUAGAUUGAAAGACAUGGAGAAGUAUUUGCAGCAAGCAGAAGAAAGGAAACUGCGAACGGCUAAAGAUAUCGGUGUACAUAACAAGAUCAUGAAAAAACUGGUCAUGCAGCUAGCUGCUGAACGAGAACGCCUUCAGAAACAGAUAACCAACUUGUCAAGAGAGAAUUGUGUGUUGAUGGUGAAGUUGAAGAAGAUUGGAAAGACAGGUUAUGUAGAGAGUGGAAAUGGAAGUGAAGUUUCACCAAAGUCUGACCAUCGAGAAAGUAAACCUGAAGGCAGCGUCACUUCAGUAACUAAUCUAGAGGAGGAAGAAACAGAGUUAAAGUCAGAUAUUGGAAGUGUAAGGAGAUUAGAUGUUGGAGCUCUUGGGUUCAAGAAAAUUCUCAUUGCAAUGUUCUUCAUCUUCUUAGCGUCGUCAAUGGCUUAUUUUAUAUCUCAACAAAACAUCCAAGAGUUUUAA